Molecule: messenger RNA, 273 nt
Organism: Staurois parvus
Lineage: Eukaryota; Metazoa; Chordata; Amphibia; Anura; Ranidae
Source: the annotation of a GenBank genome assembly
AGGCACAACCCCUGUGUGUGUGAGGACAUCGGGGACCAAGUCUGGGCUUGUGGCCAGCGUGUUUCUCUGGAGGAAUGGACCACCAAGAUAAAUGCCAUCGGUGCUAAAACAUUGAGGAACGUCUGCUGAAAGUACAUCUAUGACAAGUGUCCUGCUGUAGCUGCAGAUGAUCUCGUCAAGCAGCUCCCUGACUACGACUGUAUCCGCAGUGCUAUGUGCUGGCUCCGUUUCUGAUCUCCAUCCAGUUCAGGGGGCACAUUUUUUUUGGAAUAA